UCGGCUCAAACAACGCUGGACUAAUCGCCACACUGAGCUUGCGCGAAGGACAACUCGGCGAACCUCUAGCCAGCAAAACACGGCUAGGCUGGACCGUAUACGGAUGCAGUGACGCCGGACUAAAGACGACGAACUACACUCUGCAUGUCCUGCAAGUGCCAGAGCGAUGGCCAAGCAGACCAAGACCUACACGAACUUGUAAAACGACACUUCGCGAUCGAGAGCAUCGGCGUAUCGGCAGAGAAGGGACCAGAAUCAGAGGAAGACAAGCGUGCUCGGAACAUCCUGGAGGCGACAACUAAGCGCGUAUCCAACAGGUUCGAAACUGGGCUGUUGUGGCGACACGAUGACGUCAAGUUCCCCAACAGUUUUCCCAUGGCAAUGCGCCGUCUGGAAUGCUUUGAACGGAGGUUGGCAAAAGAUCCUGAACUUAAGUCAAGCGUGGAACGACAAAUCAGAGAAUACCUGGACAACAAGUACAUCCACGAGGUGACGCCGGAUGAGAUGAAAUCAGCCGACCCCAAUAAAGUGUGGCAUUUACCGUUGGGUGCCGUUCGGAACCCAAAGAAGCCCGGGAAAAUCAGACUUGUGUGGGACGCCGCUGCGAAAGUGGGGAACGUUUCGCUUAACUCAAUGCUCCUCAAGGGACCAGAUCAACUGAAGCCUCUUGCUUCCGUGCUUUGUGGCUUUCGUGAGCGUCCGGUGGCCGUGUGCGGCGACCUUAAACAAAUGUUCCAUCAGUUCAGAAUUCGCCAAGACGAUGUACAAAGCCAACGGUUCCUCUACCGCGAUAAUCCCUCGGGAGAGGUCAAGACGUUCGCAAUGGAUGUGGGCAGCUUCGGGGCCACCUGCUCUCCCUGCCAAGCUCAGUACAUCAAAAACCUCAAUGCUACGGAGCACGCCGCGGAGUUCCCGGAAGCGGCCAAAGCAAUCGUGGACAAGCAUUAUGUGGACGAUUACCUCGACAGCUUUGACUCCGAAGCCGAGGCGAUCAAGGUAGCACUGGAGGUGAAGGAAGUACAUACUCGGGGCGGGUUUGAGAUUAGAAACUGGCACUCGAACUCGAACGCGCUUCUCGAACGGGUCGGGGAGCCGAAGCAGGCACAAUCCACGGUCAUCAGUAUCGACGCGGAGAGCGAAGCCGAACGGGUUCUGGGACUCUUGUGGCUGCCAGAAGAAGAUGUCCUCGCCUUCGCUACGCAGUUGCAGCUGGACGGAAACCCACCUACGAAGCGGAACAUCCUCCGCUGCGUCAUGAGCCUGUUCGACUCCCAAGGAAUAUUGUCCCACAUCACCAUACAAGGUCGGAUGAUUAUCCAGGACACGUGGCGCAACAAAACGAAGUGGGACGACGAAGUUAUCGAAGCCAUCCGUAUACGCUGGCUUAGAUGGACUAAGUUGUUUAAAAGGGUCGGCGAAAUGAAGCUACACCGUGCAUACUUUCCCGGAUUCUCCGCUGCAGAAGUCGGCUCAGUCGAAUUGCACGUCUUCACAGACGCGAGUGAAGAGGCGUACGCCUGUACGGCCUACUUCCGGGUGGUCAUCAAUGGCAAAGUUUACGUUACACUGGCUAUGGCCAAAGCGAAGGUUGCCCCCCUCAAGGCGUUGUCAGUGCCUCGGCUGGAACUAAUGGGUGCACUGUUAGGAGCUCGGUUGGCCAAGGCAGUCAUGGAAUACCACACCUAUCCGAUCUGCCGCCGCGUCUUCUGGACCGAUUCCAAAACCACGCUAGCCUGGAUCAAUUCCCACCAUCGACGAUACCGCCAGUUCGUAGCCUUCAGGGUAGGAGAGAUACUGAGUAAGACCGACUCAAUUGAGUGGCGGUACGUUCCCACGCUGCACAACCCGGCCGACGAAGCAACCAAAUGGGGAAAAGGACCUAGCACCGAUGUCCAAUCUCGCUGGUUCCAGGGACCCGACUUUCUGUACCUGCCAGAGGCAGAAUGGCCGGCGCAGGCAACAUCGCAGCUGUUAGAGACGGAAGAAGAACUACGACCUUGUCUGGUUCAUAAAAAACAACAAGCGGAAGACAUCUUCGAGAUCAACAACUUCUCUCAGUGGGAAUCCUUGCAAAGGACUGCCGCUUACGUCCACCGUUUCAUAGGGAACUGCAUCCGCAAGAAACAUCAACAACGCCUGGUGACGGGAUGGCUCAAAAGGGAAGAGCUACAGAAAGCAGAGAACAGUCUCUGGCGCAUCGCUCAAGAGUCGACCUACCCGGACGAAAUAGUUAUUUUGAAACAAGGCAACGCGCGACCGAAGAAGGCCAUCGAGAAAACUAGUCCGGUCUACAAGCUAACACCUUUCCUGGACGAAAACGAUGUAAUGCGCGUUGACAGUCGGAUCGGAAUAGUCCCGUUCGUCACCUUCGACUUCAAAUUUCCAAUUAUUCUACCGCGACACCACCCCCUCACCAAGCUGGUCAUCGACUGGUACCAUCGUCGAUACCUACAUGCGAAUCACAAGACUGUACAUAACGAGGUGCGCCAACGGUUUCAUAUCGCCAAACUGUACACCACGAUUCUUCAAGUCGCAAAAGCUUGCCAGACCUGUAAGAACAACACGGUGACACCGGCCACUCCCCGCAUGGCCCCCCUACCAGAGUCACGUCUCGCCGCAAUGGUGCGCCCUUUCUCGUACGUCGGCCUAGACUAUUUCGGUCCCAUUUCCGUCCGGGUUGGCAGAUGCUGCGUCAAACGGUGGGUCGCACUCUUUACCUGCCUCACAGUGAGAGCAGUACACCUGGAAGUCGUACAUUCUCUUUCCACGGAAUCGUGUAAGAUGGCCGUGCGACGAUUUGUUGGGCGCCGCGGAUCACCGGUGGAAAUACAUUCGGACAACGGGACAAAUUUCCAGGGAGCUAGCAGGGAGCUGAAGGAAGAAAUCGCAACUAUCGGCCAGGGACUAGCGGCAACCUUCACCAACUCAAACACCAAAUGGAUUUUCAUCCCGCCGUCCGCGCCACACUUUGGUGGCUCGUGGGAGCGAUUAGUGAGAUCAGUUAAAGUCGCGCUUCGUUCCUUAUGUAGCGACCGUAACCCGAACGACGAGACGCUGCUGACCGUCGUGGCUGAAGCAGAAUCAAUAGUUAACUCUAGACCUCUAACUUCUAUCCCUCUGGAAAGCGCCGACGAAGAAGCACUCACUCCGAACCAUUUUUUGCUGCUCAGCUCGAGUGGAGUGGCUCAACCCCCCCGUGUACUCUCGGAGCCAACGAAGACAACGCGUUCGAAUUGGAACCUGGCCCGCCAACUGGUGGACAACUUCUGGCGUCGAUGGAUCAGCGAGUACCUUCCUACGAUCGCCAACCGGACGAAGUGGCACAGCGAAGCAAAAGCAAUCAAGGUAGACGAUCAAGUGCUUGUCGUCAACGAUGGUGAGCGGAACGGCUGGACCAGAGGACGAGUUCUGUCGGUGAUUCCCGGGCGAGAUGGACGUGUACGCCAGGUCACAGUCCAGACUACUACGGGAGUACUACGGCGACCUGUAUCAAAACUGGCAGUGCUGGACAUUAAAGGUGAUGGUACCGCGACGCCGCACAAUGCGCCGGAAGUGCGCUACGGGUCGGGGGAUGUUGGCGAAACUGCCAGCCCUGAUACUGAAGAGGUUGUCGGAAACCCCUCGUCGGAUAACCGUCGCAUCACCCCUACCAGUGCCGAAGAGAAGUGUCAACGACGAUCGAGCCGAUUGGCAAAGCAGGGGAAAAUUUAGAAAAACUUGAAAGUCAUCCCGCUAGCAAGUCACGCCGACGUCGGGUAGUACGAAAAGUAGUAGAUUAUUUAGUUGUAGCCGAAUUUAUCUAAAUUAUAUCGGGCACCUGUACGCUUAAAGCGCGAGCUCGAUUAUACGAUUGUAAGUCUGAAUUUGAAGCGCACAAUUUCCCUAAGUUACUGAUAAAAAUAAUCGAUCACUUAUAUCUAGGUUAGAUCAGGCAUUACUCGGUGGAGUGCUGGGCAAGCGGCACAAGUCUUGAACUAAAUUCUAUCCCAUCCACAUGCACUAAUCCCUGCCGCAGACAGGCCCACAAAGGUUGAUCGACGAAGAAAUAAUUAGUUAGUUGGAUUACAUUUGUGACCAGGGGAGACCAAUUGUAAGUGGAGUUGUUGAACUAUAUUGAACUAAUCACUAAUCGAACAAUAAAUUUACAGCUUGAAGAGCGUAAGCGCAAUACGAAAUCGUGCGUUUCUGUCGAGAGGUCCCACAAAUCCAACAAAAGUUCUGUUGCGUUUUGACACCCAUGAAACUGGUCGUCUCAUCGGGACCAAGAAAGUCGCCUUAGAGUUAGAGUACUUUGUCAAGUUUAUUUUGGAUCCUUUGUAAUUUUCCUAUUUCCUAAAGUGUCUUCCUUGACCUGAUCAAAAGUGUUAACUAACAAGUUAUCGUACCCAAUAAAUCAACAAAUUACAAAAAAAAAAAAAAAAAAAAAAAGUCGCCGUGUUUUUAUAUUGGCAAGUGGCGUCUUGUGGAUUUUUUAUGUUUUGAUUGUAAUUAGGGGAAAUAUGCCCAUUUUAAGCCUAAUAAGCAGUCGUGUUUGAAUGAUGUUGGAUAAUCUGGAUUGCUCCUUGAAAUUCACCAAAACCAAGUACACCAACGAGUAGAGCAACUUUUUGUGAACAUUUCUGUUUAUUUUCACUUUUAUUAAAAGUUGUGCUAUUCCUUUUAUAAGCAUUUAAAAAAAUAUUUCAAAAAUGCAUUCUAAUCAGUCGAGUGCAUUGGGCAACGCCCAUUUUUCUAUUUUCAGCUUACAGUCAUCCCUAAGGCUACCAACUCUUGCUGAGCCAAAAUCCGUAUACUUUACCGAUAUGACACCAUGGUAUAACAAAAACUGUCAAGGAAUUAUUUAGAUAAGCUUCGAAUUAACAAUAUUUUUGUUAAACGUUUAAAAGUUUACGAAAUGUCAAGUUUGCUUUUACGAAUAAUAUCGUUGUUAGUGUUUUCACGAAAACAUUUCUAGAGGUCCUAUAAAUACAAGCACAACGCAAGGUUUUCACAAGCCAAAAUUUGAUCUGAUAUUGGAAAGGUCCUAUAAAUACAAGCACAACACAAGGUUUUCACAAGCCAAAAUUUGAUCUUUAAUUUAAUACAUAUGUUUUGUAAGGAUUUUGAAAAGAACAAUCAUUGACAAUCAAGUUUGAACUGAGGAAAACCCGGAAAAAUAUGCAAGUUAUCCCUUUAAAAUCAAACUGACAGUUAAAUAAAUAUAUCUAAUUAGAGAAAGCUUUGGCCCAAUCAAAAAAGCAAUGAAUUUUGUAAAAAGUUGUUAAAAUUCCGUACAAAUCCGUAUUAUGCGAAAAAUUCCGUACAAAAAUUCCGGCCUGUUAAAAAUCCGCGGAAAAGGCCGAAAAUCCGUACGGUAAGGAAAAAAUCCGUACAGUUGGUAGCCUUAGUCAUCCCUCAUAUUCGGAACAGUUUACAGAUCGGCCAAUGUUCAAAAAAUCAUAUCAAAUCGAUAAUUGAACUUAAUGAUUCGCUUUUACCUUCAUUUGAAAGCUUUUCAUGCGAUCUUUCGAAUGCUGUAUCGAAUAACUGCAUAUUUUUACUUUUAUAUCAAGUUUUUGAAGAAAAACUUUGACCCUUUAAAUCCACAAAUUCGGAACACUUUUUUCUUACGGAUGUAAACAAACUUUGGAUCUCUCCAGGAGUACAUAUUUGUAACAAAAUAAUGACUACACACACUGCAACCAGUGAAACUCAAGCUUAGUGAUGUUUUAUCCAUGGUCUGAUAACUUUUUUUGUGAAAAUAUCAGUUAAAUUCAGGUGUUCCACAAUUGUGGGAGGCACAAUAACAUCCCACAAUCAUGGAACAGGCAAUUUGGAGGCAGUGUUUUGCUGCUCUGGAUAAAAUAGUCUUGAAGUAAAGUUUUUUGUUCAAAAAGUACUACUUUUAACUAAUGAAAUAGCAAUAAAUCAUUCCAUUGUGGACCACCGAUCAGUGAGGUACUCCUGGAUAUUAGCUCCUGAAAAGUGCUUUAAAAGUGCAAAAAAUGCCUCACGGCAAGAAAAAGAGGCGGUCCUCACCAGCAGGAUCGGCAGAUUUGAAGAAGCUAAAGAAUGCCGAAGCGCUACCUGCAAAGCCAGGCAGUUUGAGCAAGGACGCUCAAAAUUCGUCUGGAAACCAGUUCGCUACCCUCCCUGUGGACGUGAGCGAGAGGGAAGAAAUUGAACGACGGGAAAAGUUGCCACCCAUUUUUGUGAAAACAUCGUCAUCGGAUUCGGUGCGAAAGUGGCUGACCGGGUUUAUCAAAUCUGGUGCUUAACGAGCUUCCAUUCGCUUGUGUGCUGAUGGACUCAAAAUUCUGCUACCUACCAGAAAGGAUUACAACUACGUUCGGGAUUUCCUGAACAAUACCAAGAUUGAACACUACAGCCAUGACGAUCCAGGUAAACGCCCCAUGAAACAGGUCCUCCGAGGCCUGUACGACAUGGAUGUGAGUGUGCUGAAAGAAGAGCUCAAAACUCUUAAGUUGAACGUGAUCGAAGUCUUCAAGAUGACGAGACACAACAAGGACAUCAAGUAUCGUGAUCAACUGUAUCUGGUUCAUCUCGAGAAAGGAUCGACAACGCCGUCUGAGCUGAACGCAGUCCGGGCAAUUUUCAACGUCAUCGUGACUUGGGUACGUUAUCGUCCAGUGCAUCGUAACGUAACGCAAUGUUCGAACUGCUUGCAGUUUGGACAUGGUGGAAGGAACUGUUUCAUCAAGAGUCGUUGUGCAACCUGCGGAGGUGAGCACAAAACUCAAGCUUGCGAAACAAUCAACGAGAACAUCGAAGCGAAAUGCUUCAAUUGCGGCGGCGACCAUUCGACCAAGAAUCGAAGCUGCCCAAAACGAGCUGAGUUUGUAAAAAUUCGGCAGCAAGCGACGACGAGGCACCAACCAAAUCGUCGCAAAACACCACCAGCAUACACGGACGUGGAUUUUCCUGCUUUGGCGUCGCCAGGAGCGGGAUCUGUUCAAGUG
Messenger RNA from Culex pipiens pallens (northern house mosquito), 6959 nucleotides. RefSeq lists its product as uncharacterized. The coding region runs from base 145 to 3711 and encodes 1188 amino acids. Gene Ontology annotation, biological process: DNA integration. Gene Ontology annotation, molecular function: nucleic acid binding. The record is from RefSeq and is a predicted model, not a curated record. NCBI's taxonomy places the organism in Eukaryota, Metazoa, Arthropoda, Insecta, Diptera, Culicidae. The transcript is spliced from 2 exons.